AGUUGUGAAUUCCCGCAGUCUUUGGGAGCGGAGAAAAGUCAAGCUUCGUCUUCAUGUCGCUGCGGGAGUCUCGGUAAAUGUCCGUCUGUCUGAUGCGGGUGAUGCAAAGGACAUUUUUGAAAAGGGAGAAGCUCUUCCCCGGCCGGGACUUGCCUUCUAAGAGCCUCCUCAACCAGCUGCUAAAAGUAUGUUUCUGAGGCGGACUGUACUUCGGGGAACUUCUAUUUUCUGCUCGGCAGCUGUAGAGGAGCAGCAGCGAAGUUUGGAGUAACACCAAGUGAUGCGGGAAAAACACCCCGAGAGCAGAACACCCUCCUGCAGACACAACCCCCGCCGCUGCACACAGGUUGAUCAUGGUCGCCGCCACCCGCUCCCUCCUGGCGCUGCUGCUCUGCCAGGUGCUGCUGGGCGGCGCGGCCGGCCUCAUGCCGGAGGUGGGCCGGCGGCGCUUCAGCGAGGCGGGCCGCGCCGCCUCGGCCGCGCAGCGCCCCGAGGACCUCCUCAGCGAGUUCGAGCUGCGCCUGCUCCACAUGUUCGGGCUGAAGCGGCGGCCCAGCCCCGGCAAGGACGUCGUCAUCCCCCCCUACAUGCUGGACCUCUACCGCCUGCACGCGGGCCAGCAGCUGGGGCAGCCGCCGGCCCUGGGCUACCCGCUGGAGAGGGCCGCCAGCCGCGCCAACACCGUCCGCAGCUUCCACCACGAAGAAGUUUUGGAAGAACUGCCAGAAACAAGUGGGAAAACAGCACGGCGUUUCUUCUUUAAUUUAACUUCCAUCCCUAAUGAGGAGUCUAUCACCUCAGCUGAACUCCAGAUUUUUCGGAAACAGGUGCACGGAGCCUUUGAGAACAACAGCAGCUACCAUCACCGUAUUAAUAUUUAUGAAAUUAUAAAGCCAGCCACAGCCACCUCUAAGGACCCUGUCACAAGACUUUUGGACACCAGGUUGGUGCAUCAUAAUGCAAGUAAAUGGGAAAGUUUUGAUGUAACGCCAGCUGUUUUGAGGUGGAUUGCACAUGGACAACCUAAUCAUGGGUUUGUGGUAGAGGUGGUUCACUUGGACAAAGAGAACAGUGCCUCCAAGAGGCACGUUAGGAUUAGCAGGUCUUUACAUCAGGAUGAAGAUAGCUGGUCUCAGCUCAGGCCAUUAUUAGUAACGUUUGGGCAUGAUGGCAAGGGACACCCGCUUCAUAAAAGAGAAAAGCGUCAAGCGAAACACAAACAGCGUAAACGCCACAAAUACAGUUGCAAAAGGCAUCCGUUAUAUGUGGACUUCAAUGAUGUGGGGUGGAAUGACUGGAUUGUUGCCCCACCGGGGUAUAGUGCCUUUUACUGCCACGGGGAAUGUCCUUUUCCACUGGCAGAUCAUCUAAACUCAACAAACCAUGCCAUUGUUCAGACUUUGGUCAAUUCAGUGAAUUCCAAAAUCCCCAAGGCUUGCUGUGUGCCGACAGAACUGAGUGCUAUUUCCAUGCUCUACCUUGAUGAGAAUGAAAAAGUUGUAUUAAAGAACUAUCAAGAUAUGGUUGUGGAGGGUUGUGGGUGCCGCUAACACAGCAAAUAUAUUAGACAAAUACAAAAAAAAAAAAGCUGACACUUUAAUAUUUCCCAAUGAAGACUUUAUUUAUGUAAUGAAAUGGAAAGAAAAAAAAACACAACUAUUUUGAAAAUAUAUUUAUGUCUACGAAAAAGUUGGGAAAACAAAUAUUUUAAUCAGAGAAAUAUUCCUUUAAAGAUUUUAAAUGUAUUUUAGUUGUACAUUUUAUAUGGGUUUAACCCCAGCACAUGAAGUAUAAUGGUCAGAUUCUUAUUUUGUAUUUAUUUACUAUUAUAACCACUUUUUAGAAGAAUAGCUAAUUUGUAUUUAUAUGUAAUCAAAAAGAAAAAAAUAUAGGGUUUGUACAUAAUUUUCCAAAAUUGUAGCUGUUUCAAUUGUGUGUAUUUAAGUUGAGAAGAAUACAUGGAAGGUUACUAUGGCAAAGUGCAUAGCACAUUUGCUUUCUGCUGUGCUACUGUUAAGGUCACAAGUUCAAGUCCAGAAAAAAGUGGAUAAUCCACUCUGCUGACUUUCAAGAUUAUUAUAUUGUACAAUUCUCAGGAAUGCUGCAGGGUGGGCUGUCCAAUCCAUGAGAACUGGCAUCCUCUUUAGGUGGAACAUUUGGAUAAGAACCAGACGUUGCUGAUCUAGUAUAAAUACUGCUAUUCCCAACUAAUUUGCAGCGCGAAUAUAAGAAGG
Chroicocephalus ridibundus (black-headed gull) is the source of this 2234-nucleotide messenger RNA. RefSeq names its product bone morphogenetic protein 2 (gene BMP2). Gene Ontology annotation, molecular function: cytokine activity; growth factor activity. NCBI's taxonomy places the organism in Eukaryota, Metazoa, Chordata, Aves, Charadriiformes, Laridae. The coding region runs from base 354 to 1550 and encodes 398 amino acids. Gene Ontology annotation, cellular component: extracellular region. Gene Ontology annotation, biological process: BMP signaling pathway. The transcript is spliced from 4 exons. The record is from RefSeq and is a predicted model, not a curated record.